AUGGCGCAGUUUCACAGAGAAAUCGGCAAACUCUUUGCCAACUACUCAAACAAAAUCACCUCCGCCAGCCCUGUGCAGUAUGUGCCCUCGCCGCCGGUGAAGGGGAAAGUGCGCAGGGCGCUCUCCUCUGCGCUCAUGCCGGUCUGGUUCAAGUACUUCCGAGGGCCUCUCGAUCGCUGGAAUCUGGCGGUCAUGGCGAAGUACCUCCGCGACCACGGUUUGAUGUACGACGACCUGUACAGCGACAAGGAGCCUGUCUUCGCCAGAGCUUUGGAGCUCCUUCCUCCCGAUAUUCAGGCUGCGCGUUUCCGCCGCCUCAUGCGUGGUGUCUACCUGAACCACCUGCGCAUGUAUCUCCCCGUCAACGAGCAAAACUACGACCCCUUCAUCCCCUACAUGGCCCCAUACAUUGAGGAAGCGAAGUUCCAACUCCAGGAAGAAGAAGAGUUGCUCGGCUACCACAUGUGGGAAGGUGUUUGGUACUCGGGUGGCGUGACUGGUUUCGGAGACCACGAGCCCGGCGAGCACUUCCUGCUGGCGCUUCCUAACUUGUACGGCGCGGGCGGCAGCACCAUGCAGCUUGGCGGAAAACAUUUCUCCACGCGUGCGGCUGCUGCAGCGCGCGCAAAGCUCGCAGAGCGCGCAGAGAAGGUUCUCCAAGAAACGAAGGAGAAGCAAGGCCUCUUGUUCGCUGAGAAAUAA
Molecule: messenger RNA, 702 nt
Organism: Besnoitia besnoiti
Lineage: Eukaryota; Apicomplexa; Conoidasida; Eucoccidiorida; Sarcocystidae
Product: ubiquinol-cytochrome c reductase
Exons: 4
Coding region: 1-702 (233 amino acids)
Biological process (GO): mitochondrial electron transport, ubiquinol to cytochrome c
Source: RefSeq, a predicted model, not a curated record